Parasteatoda tepidariorum (common house spider) is the source of this 1824-nucleotide messenger RNA. RefSeq names its product serine/arginine-rich splicing factor 5. The record is from RefSeq and is a predicted model, not a curated record. NCBI's taxonomy places the organism in Eukaryota, Metazoa, Arthropoda, Arachnida, Araneae, Theridiidae. Gene Ontology annotation, molecular function: RNA binding.
GAUCGAAUAUGCGAAUUCUGAAAUGUGAUCAAGAAUUUGAUUAGCCAGUUUUUCAAUUUUCAUAAAUAUUUUUACUAAAUUUUCUAACCUAAAUAAUUUAAAAUGUUGUCAAAAUAUGAUUUAUUAAAGAAGAAGAAAUAAAUCCCCGGAAGCUACAAUUUCAAUUUAUCUACGCAUCACUUUAGAAGACCCCGUAGGUUUUUAUUUCCAAAUAUUGAACGAAUGUCUUUGUUACCGGUGUGAAAAUUUUCUUUUCAACUUGAAUUAAUAAAUUCAUAAGUAUUAUUGAACGCAUAUAAGUCUACACAAUGAGUACUCGGAUAUACAUUGGAAGAUUGAGCUAUGAAGUGAGAGAAAGAGAUUUAGAACGGUUUUUUAAAGGAUAUGGGAAAAUACGAGAGAUUCUUAUUAAAAAUGGUUUUGGAUUUGUGGAAUUUGAUGACUACAGGGAUGCUGAUGAUGCAGUUUAUGAAUUAAAUGGCAAAGAACUAUUAGGUGAAAGGGUUACCAUUGAACAUGCUAGAGGCUCUCCUCGAGGGAAUGAUAUGUAUAGGGAUAGAAAUAGAGGUUACCGAAAUAAUCAAAUGCAGAGGCGUCGACAAGGUGGUGGCGGAGGAGGAGGAGGACGUGACAAAAGAUACGGGCCACCCACCAGGACUGAGUACCGACUGAUUGUGGAAAACUUGAGUAGUAGAGUUAGCUGGCAGGAUCUGAAAGAUUAUAUGAGACAAGCUGGUGAAGUGACUUAUGCUGAUGCCCAUAAACAAAGACGCAAUGAAGGUGUUGUUGAAUUUGCAAGUUAUUCUGACAUGAAGAAUGCUGUUGAUAAACUGGAUGAUACAGACUUGAGUGGUCGUCGUAUUAAAUUAGUUGAAGAUAAAUCUCGCCGUCGCCGUUCUCGUUCAAGGUCUAGGUCCAAGAGCCAUUCUCGUUCUCAAAGUAGGAGCAGGAGUCGCAGUCGUAGCAAGUCUAGGUCUAUGUCUAAAUCACGAUCAAGGUCAAAGUCCCGUUCCAAAUCCCAUUCACGGUCUAAAUCUCCCACUAAAGCAAGAUCCAGCCGCUCCCUCAGCAGAAAGCAGUCUCGCAGUCGUAGUCGAAGCCCAAGUGAAGAUCGGAAUGAUCGCAAAAGCCGCAGCCGAUCUAAAUCACGCAAGAGUCCGUCUCGAUCUCGCUCAAAGUCAUCUGAGAAACGCUCACCUUCCCCAGUUCAAAAAGAUGAUGAUAUUAGCAAUUCUGCUGAUGAUAAAAAUUGAUUUGGUUUUAUUUUAACACCUGGAUGUAUCAUAUUUUGUUCAUUGCAUCUUUGAUGCUAUUUACCAUCAGUGGUUCCCAAUAAUAUCUAUGUAAUGAAAUUCCUAUGCAAUAAUCUGUACUUAUAAUUAUUAUUGUACAUCUUUAUUGUAGUUAAGAAGUAAAAGUUAAUGCUAAGGUUAAAAUUAAAAUUUUGAAUCUCUAAAUAGAUGUAAAAGAGUGUUGAUUGAUAACAAUUUCAACUAUUUGCUUUGAAAAAUUCUUCGAUUCCCCUUAUACAGAACUUUGUGUUGGUAAUAGUGUAUGUAAGAUCAGCUAUUGAAAGCAAUUUUUUGUUCAUUUAAAAAAAAAAAAAAAUUAUUUUUUUUUUUGCAAAUUGUUCCGAAGUUAGGUUCUAUUAAAUACCUUUUGGGAGCCACUGGUCUAAAUUUAUGUAGGAAUAUUUUUAACAUUGAAUGGUUAUGUGACAUAUUCCAUUUUUUUAUUACUUAUAUUACUGUCUUCUAAUGUAGUUUACUGUGUCAAUUGAAUUAUUCAAAACCUUAAAUAAAGACUAGCAAUGUUUCUUCAUAA